GCAAAUCGUUCCUCGCAAAAAAAGGAAGGGAAAAAAACACGAAGGAAAUCGUUCGCACCGGCGAAGUCUGGACUCGUUCAGCUCGCCGGCCUCGUCCUCCUCCCCAACAGCGGCUGCGGUGACUAGGGGAGUCGCCUCCGCAGCCAGUGGCUCCACCGCUCCCAGCCUGUGGCAGGAUCCCGGCGGAGCGGCUCGCCCUAGGGAGAGAUCCACCGCGUUCAAGUCGGACGGCGAUGGAGGCGGUGGCGGGCGGCAAACGCGCGUACAGCAUCAUCGUGCCCACCUACAACGAGCGCCUCAACGUCGCCCUCAUCGUCUACCUCAUCUUCAAGCACCUUCCGGAUGUCAGCUUUGAGAUCAUUAUUGUGGAUGAUGGUAGCCCAGAUGGAACUCAAGACAUUGUAAAACAAUUGCAGCAAGUAUAUGGUGAAGAUCGUGUUCUACUGCGAGCUAGGCCGAGGAAGCUAGGACUUGGUACCGCGUAUUUACAUGGGUUAAAGCAUGCCUCCGGGGAAUUUGUUGUCAUCAUGGAUGCGGACCUAUCUCACCAUCCAAAGUACUUGCCAAGCUUCAUUAGGAAGCAAAAGGAAACGGGCGCUGACAUUGUAACUGGCACACGUUAUGUUAAGAACGGUGGUGUCCAUGGUUGGAAUCUCAUGCGCAAGCUGACUAGCAGGGGAGCAAAUGUUCUUGCACAGACAUUACUACAGCCUGGAGCUUCCGAUUUGACUGGAUCAUUCAGGUUAUAUAAGCGAGAUGUCCUGGUAGAUUUAAUUUCUUCAUGUGUCAGCAAGGGCUAUGUGUUCCAGAUGGAGAUGAUUGUAAGGGCUACUAGGAAAGGCUAUCACAUUGAAGAGGUUCCAAUAACUUUUGUCGACAGAGUCUUUGGGGUUUCAAAACUUGGUGGGUCUGAGAUAGUUGAAUAUUUGAAAGGCCUCGUCUAUCUGUUGCUCACGACUUAAGGGAAGAGAUACAGCAGGCGUCUAACUUUUCGUGGACAACCCAUGUUAUAGAGAAGUUCACUGAUGUAUUGCUUUCAGCUUGAGUUGUAUGAAAGUACAUUGUUUCAACUUGCGAAUGGGUUAUUGUACACAAGUUUUGGAUUGUCAGUACCUUAUUUAACACAUGUUAUGCAAAUUA
Messenger RNA from Phragmites australis (common reed), 1140 nucleotides. RefSeq names its product dolichol-phosphate mannosyltransferase subunit 1-like. Gene Ontology annotation, biological process: GPI anchor biosynthetic process; protein O-linked glycosylation via mannose. Gene Ontology annotation, molecular function: dolichyl-phosphate beta-D-mannosyltransferase activity. Bases 234 to 962 code for a protein of 242 amino acids. The record is from RefSeq and is a predicted model, not a curated record. NCBI's taxonomy places the organism in Eukaryota, Viridiplantae, Streptophyta, Magnoliopsida, Poales, Poaceae. The transcript is spliced from 8 exons. Gene Ontology annotation, cellular component: endoplasmic reticulum membrane.